AUGGCGAGCGCCCACCGCACGAGAAUUGCUGGCAGUCCAGAGUCGCUGGCCGCGUUGGUCCCCACGGGCGAUCCGAGAGAUAACAUUUACGUGCAACACAUUGGCUCGGUGGAUGAGUUGCUCAUCGUCAUCGAACGGCAGCUGGAGCGUCUCGUCCGUGAACGGAACGUGCGCCUUGUGGUCCUGGACUCGGUGGCGGCUCUCUUCCGCGGCGAGUACGAGUUCUCGCAGCUGUCCCAGCGCGCCAAGAGCCUUGGGCGCAUCGGCACCUGUCUCCAAGAGCUCUCUUGCCGUUUGCAUGUGCCGAUCGUGUGCAUCAACCAAGUGUCGGAUGAUUUCCGCCGUGACGGAUCGAGUGCUUCAUCAUCGUCAUCAUCAUCCUCAUCUUCCGGGUCUGCCACAUCCAACUCCAGUGACGAUUCUACAAUGCCAUUGCUCUGGGCUUCGAUGCAGUCGAUCGAUGGUUGGCAACAGCCGCCGAAAGACGCCGCGCUGGUCGCCUCUGCCAUCUUCCCGCCAGUCCGGCUGCCACGGGGCCAUCCUGCUGUGGCCUCUGCAUACGCUCACUUGUCUGGCGGCGGCGCUGGGGGAUCUGCCGUCAUCCCUGCGUUGGGAUUGGCGUGGUCCAACCUGAUCAACAUGCGCGUCUUGUUGCGGCGGCUGUCCUCGCGCAUGAAUCAUGCCACUCAGAUGGCCGAGUUGGCGCUCGGAGCUGCUGCAAAGCGAGGAGGGCACUAUGACGAAGAGGAGCACUCUGCGCUCCAGGCGGCGCUUUUGCAGGCAGAGCAGCGCGCAGCACCUGCCGCCUCCGUGGUCAUCCGAAGCUUGCAUAUAGUGCUCGCCCCACAUUUGCCCAACGUGCGAGCAAUGUAUGUGAUCGAUAACGAUGGAGUGAAGGGUGUGUGUAUUCAAUAAGCAGCUGCCACCUG
This is a messenger RNA of Capsaspora owczarzaki ATCC 30864, 929 nucleotides long. RefSeq lists its product as hypothetical. Gene Ontology annotation, biological process: double-strand break repair via synthesis-dependent strand annealing; telomere maintenance via recombination; resolution of mitotic recombination intermediates. NCBI's taxonomy places the organism in Eukaryota, Filasterea, Ministeriida, Capsasporidae. Gene Ontology annotation, molecular function: ATP-dependent DNA damage sensor activity; four-way junction DNA binding; ATP binding. The transcript is spliced from 2 exons. Bases 1 to 915 code for a protein of 304 amino acids. The record is from RefSeq and is a predicted model, not a curated record. Gene Ontology annotation, cellular component: Rad51C-XRCC3 complex; replication fork.